AGCACCACUCGGUGGCUCCAGCUUUCUCUUUUUGUGUACUCCGUCCGCUGUGUGUGUGCGGUGGCAACGUGCGACAGCCGCUGAUAGGCAGCAGAGAGAAGAGAGAGAUGACGAAGCAAGUGGUGGUGGUGGACACCGCGCUGGUGGCGCCAAGCGAGGAGACGCCGCGGCAGCCUCUGUGGCUGUCCAACCUCGACCUGGCCGUGCCGCGGACGCACACGCCGCUCGUCUACUACUACCCGGCACCGGCGCAGGGCGGCGCCGCCCUGGGCACGGGCUCCUUCGCGCCCGACCGGCUGAGGGCCGCGCUGGCCGUCGCUCUGGUGCCAUUCUACCCACUCGCCGGCCGGCUCGGUGUUGGCCCGGACGGCCGGCUGCAGAUCGAGUGCAACAGCAACGGCGCGCUCUUCGUCGUCGCCAACGCGGACCUCACCGGCGCCGACGUCUUUGACGACUACGAGCCGUCGGCGGAGGUCAGGAACACUUUUGUGCCGGUAGCGGACUCCGGCGAUGCGACCAGCAGCCCCAUGGCCAUGUUCCAGGUGACGUUCCUCAAGUGCGGCGGCGUGGUGCUCGGCACGGCCAUCCACCACGCGGCCAUGGACGGCGUCGGCGCGUUCCAGUUCAUGCAGACGUGGUCCGGGGUGGCACGCGGCCUCCAAGUCGCGGAGGCGUGCGGGCCGCAGGCGCCGUUCCACGACCGGACCCUGCUGCGGGCGCGGUGCCCGCCGUGCCCGACCUCGGACCACUUCGUCUACUCCCCGGGGUUCCUCAGCGGGCGGCCCCGGGCCUACGUGACCCGCGUGUACGCCGUCUCGCCGAAGCUCCUCGCCGACGUCAAGUCCCGCUGCGCGCCCGGCGUGUCCACCUACUGCGCCCUCACCGCGCACCUGUGGCGCUGCGUGUGCGUCGCGCGCGGGCUGGCGCCCGGGGCCGACACCCUGCUCGGCCUGCCAGCCAACGUCCGGCACCGCCUGCGGCCCCCGCUACCGCGCACCUUCUUCGGGAACGCCGUCGUGCGCGACCUCGUCACCGCCCCCGUCAGCACCGUCCUCGACAGCUCGCUCGGGUCCGUGGCGGAGACCAUCAAGAAGGCGGUGGACCGCGUCGACGACGCCUUCGCGCGGUCGGUGCUGGACUACCUGGAGCUGCAGCAGAAUAAUGCAGGCGGCGGCGGCCAGCAGGCCCAGGCGGCGCAGGCGCCCAGCAGGGAGCAGCUCGUGCCGGCGACGGAUCUGUGGGCGGUGAGCUGGCUGGGGAUGGCCAUGUACGACGCCGACUUCGGCACGGGCGCGCCCCGGUUCGUCGCGCCGGCGCAGAUGUUCGGCGUCGGCACGGCGUAUAUGACGCCGCGCGGUCCGGACAGGGACGACGGCAUCGCCGUGCUCAUCUCGCUGGAGCCCGAGUACUUGCCGAGCUUUGAGAAGGUCUUCUUCUAUAACGAGUGAGAUUCACACAUCAUUACUGCAUGUCUCAAGUCUGGAGCUUGAGGAUCUGCGAAUGUGAAGCUACUCCUACGGUCGAGUAGUAUUUUUUUUUCCUUUUCGUACGCGUGUGUUCCUUAGCGAGUUGUUCUCGUAUAUUUCUGUAUAUCUUUUGAUACCCAACUUCGGAUCGGGUGUCUCCUCCUUUUUCUUGCCAUUAUUGUUGGAUCAAGCCGUCUAGAUUACAGUAUCAUCUUCAUGUGUAGUUACAAUUGUCUUUUCUGGAAGUCAUUUUAAAAGAACAAAUCAAAUAUGUUUUCAUGAUA
Molecule: messenger RNA, 1750 nt
Organism: Sorghum bicolor (sorghum)
Lineage: Eukaryota; Viridiplantae; Streptophyta; Magnoliopsida; Poales; Poaceae
Product: putrescine hydroxycinnamoyltransferase 1
Exons: 2
Coding region: 108-1448 (446 amino acids)
Molecular function (GO): acyltransferase activity, transferring groups other than amino-acyl groups
Source: RefSeq, a predicted model, not a curated record